UGUUUUUCCUUCUAGAGAACUGUAAUCACGGUGGGUGCUCUGUGGCUUGGCACCAUUUCUUUGGGCCCCUCACGCAAACAUGCAGUGCCUGGGAGCUGUGUUAGCGCCGCGGCGGCUCGGCCUGCCGAGCUGGGUGUGCUGCCUGCCGAGCUGGGUGUGCCAUCUCUUUUGAAACUCGUCCCCUCUGCCGCCAGUGCCAUGAGGUGUUUCCAACCGAGAGCAGUUGGUUGCUAAGCACUGUAUUAUGGCAAACACCUGAGAUAAGUACAUAGAACUGAAUGUAACAAAUUGAGGCCAACUCUAUUGUUUUGUGUAGCAGCUGAUUAUGUAUCUGUUUUUUUAAAGAGGUGGGAGUACAGUUUUUGUUCCCUGCUCAGACCAUAGAUGUGCAAGAGAGCUUUACAAGCUUGUGACCUGGCUACAGUCAAAAGCAGUAAAAUCUUAAUGUGCCUGUUCAGUGUUUUUGUUACCAGUGUUUUAGCAGUAGCAGUGCUUUAGUUUGGCUUAUGGGGAAAAUAUCUUACUCCAUGAGGCAGUUUUAUUCUAAUCUUAAUUAGAUUUCAAACAUGUGUCUAUUUUUUCCAACUAUAUUGGCAGGCCUAGUAGAAGACAUUGCCUCUUCCUACUCAUCUUCCCUUAUUUUACCUCCGAGACCAUCAUAGCGACUUUCAUAGCUGCAAAUAUAAAUUGUUGAAUAUAGCUUGGUUAGCAGGAAAAGCAGAUUAGGUUUUUAAAUAGCAAAAAGGUCAACUUUUAUUUUUGAAGUUGCUGUUUACAGUAGAGCUCCCUUCAGAGUUUGCUUAUGUGCUUUCUUAAAAGCUAUUCUAAGAAACAGGGUUUUUGUUUUUCUUUCUUUCUUUCUUUUUAGGCAUUGACAAUUACUUUGCAAAGCUGAAUAAUAUUUGAAUUAUUUCAGUAAGAUAUCUUAAAAAAAUAAAAGAUAAGUCUGGAAAGCCUCUCAUCUUCUAGUUUGUCCUCUUGUGCUAAAGCAAUGUCAACUCUAUGUUCGCUGUUCCCAAGAGGUGCAUUGACUCCUGUGUGUAUUAAAUCCAGCCUACAGUUUGUAAACUAACAAAGCUUUUCAGUCUAUGUCUGAAAAGCCUUAUAUCAGUUUUGUUUUCCUCCUGAAAGAAAUUCUUCCGUCUUGUCUGGAGACUAUGACUCUGUAAAGCUUUGCUCUCAAGAAACUGGUAACAAGAUACCCCAGUGCUUAUUCCUGGAUCACAGAUUCAACUCUCAUCUGGCUCGGGAGAGUCACAGUCUUAUCAUUUGAUUGCUUAUUCAUAAUGGUUUGUGUGGGGGAGCAAAGAGGAGAAAAGAGGGGAAGGAACAGGUGUUUAAAUCCUCUUCAGCAGUUGGUUUCAGUCUAGCUGUUGUGUUGAUUUAUGCCUUAAAUAGGGAGGUAUUUCAGUUGCUUCAGUUUACUCCAAUGGUGAUCCUUCCAGAAUGGCGCUGAUCUGCCUGUUCUCUCAAAUGAAAUCAGAGGGCUUCACUCUCUCGGACUGCCAGACUACUGCUUUCAAACUAAUCUCACGUGUAUGUUUGGGCUUUAGCUUUUUUAGGAGUUUGCAUGAAAGAUUUUCGUGGAGUGGAAACCUGAGCUUCAGGAGAAAUGCCUUGGCUGUAUUCAUGCUAUACUGGGCUUGAGCUCUAUCUAUAGGCUGUGCUGCCUCCAUUAUCCCUACCCCAAACUAACAUAACUGCAAAGAGAGUCAGGGAAUGGCCAGCUGUUGCAUUUAUAGCCUGUACAUGUCUGCAGGAACUGCAGUUACCUUCAUUUCCAAUGCCAAAAGUAUGUCAUGACAACUAUAGCGUCUAACCUGUAGCACUCCAUCUGACCAGAAAAUUUUAUGGUAGUUUGGGGAAAAUAUUGUCUGGAAGUGACUUUUUUCUACAGAAACUGGCAGAGGCAGGAGUCUGUGCUGUCUUCCCAUUUAGAUAUGACCCACGGGCUCUUGUCAGGCUGUCAAUACUGUCAAAAGCAGAGUAAAACUUACCAUAUUCGAUUACAAAAUAGUACCACUGGUGGCAACUCAGCGUGCAGACGGGAAAUUAUGCUACACAAAUAACUAAUCUUUCUCACCAACAGUUUGCAAUCUAAAAAUCAAUGCAGUCUUGGCAAAUCUGUCGCCAUUCAGAUGAAGGUGUUUUCUAUGACUUACCUAAGCAGAAAUCAAAAGAAACGCUAAAGUAGGCAUUGCAAGUCUGAGAAGACUCCCUGGGCUCUGGGCUCAGAGUUGCUUUUGAAUGUGCCAUGCUCCUAACAUUCAUGUAACUGUUACCUAUAAACAGCAACUCGAGGCAUCCAUCCUGAUCGUUGUUUUAGGAUAAAAACUGUUUUCAAGUUGGUUGGUUCAUUUUCAAGUGCACCUUCUGGAAGGUUGUGCUGCAAAGACACAUGUAUCAGUAUACAAAGCACAAUAAAUGCAUCUGACAGCUGAUUUUUUUUUCUGUUGCCUAGAUAAGAGGCCGUAAUGUUGGAGGAAAGAUCUUGCCAUAAAAUGACUUCAUUUGUGACCCAGUAGAAGAGCAGCCUAACACAUGUUCAUUAUUUAAAAACAGUUCAUAAGGAUUUAUGAGAUCCUUGUGCCAACAACACCAGGAAAUAAACUCAUAUAUAAAAUUAUCAGUCACUUUAAAUUGACUGGUAGUUUUUCUUCUGUCUUGGGGAAAGAUGGCAAAAGCUGUGUGAAAUGUGUCAGCUGACUAGCUGUGUCACAUGAGAAGGCUCUGAUUUCAGUAAUGUCUUCGGUGAGCCUCAUUUUAAUUCAUCAGAAAUGAGAUGUAUAUCAUCUGACAGAAUCUCCUCUUUAUAUUGUUAUAAAUGUAGUAACUCACUUUGGAAAUGUUUGCAAGGUGUUCCGGAAUCUAGGAACCUGGAGUUCUUUCUUCACCGUUUAGAGACUUAAAAAGUGGCCUCUUAUUUAGGACAUUAGUUUUAGGAUGAGGAAAACUUUGCUAGAAGACUAGAUCUGCCAUCUGGAAAAAAGCAAUAAAAGCAGGUAGUUUCCGAAACAGCAGAACUGAUGAAACUUGUCUUGAUAGGGUAUAGACAUAGGCCUGCGGUACACUGUGGACUCCUGCUGAAACUCUUCCUGUGGCAUCUGUAGCUCUUUUCCAUGUGCACUUUUGCUCUCUAAAGAGUAAAGAGAGGGCUCGUGUUGCAGUCUUUCCCUCAGCUGGGGUGCUCGUGAGGUAGCGAUGGGGCCUCCUUCCUGUACCUGAUGGGCUGUUUUCAUGAUGCGUGGAGAAAUUAUGUUUUUGUGAUGAUUAUACUCCUGUCAAAUCUGGUUGAAAUGGAAUGGGAUUGACAUACUGUCUGUCUGAUUUUGGUGAUGCUUCUAAGCAGUUGUUCUGGAACAUCCUAAAGUUUUGUUAAAUCCAUACUGAGAAUGCUUAGCAAAAUCCUGAACAGCAGCAGAGACAUCCUAAGCCUAACCCUAAAGAGGGAGCUUUGAAGGUGACAGCAGUUGGUUUGAAGUUGGGGCAUGUUCUGAUUUUUGUACUGUGAAGGCUAAAAACUGCAUUGAAGUCAAAUCUAUGUAUAUGGGCUGACUUGCUCAGCUUUCCAAGUAAAAUUUCCUUUAUUCUCUUGGCAAUUAAAUGAGGUGAUUGGCCAAUACAAUUCUAGAGGAAGAUGGUGUUCAGUUUUUGGUUUUUUGAGUUUUUCUUCCUCUUGUGGCACUGAAGUGAUCUCUAAGCCUUCUGUAGAAGCACCUCCGAAGUAAAUUCUCAUGCCUCUUAGCCAUCUCUCUUUUUUGGAGACCAGCCAUACACAAAUGGUUGCACUUUUAUCUCCCAGUACAUAUAUAAUUAAAUCUGGCCCUGGGAUGGAAGACAGAGAGACUGAGAGAGCUCCUGAGGGGGAACAGAGGCUGAUUAAUAAGGAUUAUUAGAGACUGCUGAUUGAAAGGCUGCAGCUGUGAUUGCCAUAGGAGGGAGAAUGUAGCAAGGUCUCAGUGCUUGCAGUGGUGUCUGCCAUGUCUUGUCUUUGACUUACUUUGAAAAAGACAUUUUUCCUGUGCUGUCCUGCAUCCCAGAAUUGACGGCUACACUCCACCACCCAUCUGUGAUACUUUAAGAGGAUGUUGCCUCUGCCAUCCCUGAUGGAUAUCAGGCAACUGCUAUGUCAGUGGACUGUCUGGGACAGCGCGCAGUACUUUCGGGCCGCCGUUUCCUCUACAUAGUUAACCUGGAUGCACCAAAUGAGGGUCAUCGAAAGAUCUCCCGCCAGAGCAAGUGGGACAUCGGUGCAGUGCAAUGGAAUCCGCACGACAGCUACGCAUACUACUUCGCAGCUUCAAGCAAUCAGCGAGUUGACCUGUAUAAGUGGAAAGAAGGUAACGGGGAAGUUUGCACAUCACUGCAAGGGCACACACGUGUGAUCAGUGACUUGGACUGGGCAGUGUUUGAACCAGAUCUGCUGGUCACCAGUUCUGUUGACACAUACAUCUACAUUUGGGAUAUCAAAGACACCAGGAAGCCUACGGUCUCGCUCUCUGCAGUUGCUGGAGCUUCCCAGGUCAAAUGGAACAAGAAAAAUGCCAACUGUUUAGCAACGAGCCAUGAUGGGGAUGUCCGAAUAUGGGACAAGAGGAAACCCAGCACGGCAGUGGAGUACUUGGCAGCCCAUCUCUCUAAAAUCCACGGUCUGGACUGGCAUCCUGACAAUGAAUAUACGCUGGCCACCUCCAGCCAGGACAACUCUGUCAGGUUCUGGGAUUACCGUCAGCCUCGGAAAUACCUCAAUAUCCUUCCCUGCCAGGUUCCAGUCUGGAAGGCAAGAUACACGCCUUUCAGCAAUGGGCUGGUGACAGUGAUGGUCCCCCAGCUCCGUCGGGAGAACAGUCUCCUUCUCUGGAACGUCUUUGACUUGAACACUCCUGUCCACACGUUUGUGGGCCACGAUGACGUGGUGCUGGAGUUCCAGUGGAGGAAGCAGAAGGAAGGUUCUAAAGACUACCAGCUGGUUACAUGGUCCCGUGAUCAGACUCUGCGGAUGUGGCGGAUUGACUCUCAGCUGCAGAGGCUGUGUGCUAAUGAUAUCCUGGAUGGUGUUGAUGAGCUCAUCGAUGGGAUUUCUCUUCUGCCAGAGCCAGACAAGACCCUUCACCCCCAGGACUCAGAGCCCCAGCAUAACUCUGGGCACGGGGAUGAGGAAGCCUUAAAAGAAGAUUUCCUGAAUGACCUCCUGGUGGGAAAGAAAACAGACCAACUGGGGCUGCCUCAAACACUGCAGCAGGAGUUUUCACUGAUCAAUGUGCAGAUCCGAAACGUCAAUGUGGAGAUGGAUGCGGUGAAUCGUAGCUGCACAGUGUCAGUGCAUUGCGGCAACCACAGAGUCAGGAUGCUGGUGAUGUUCCCUGUGCAAUAUCCCAAUAAUGCUGCACCGUCCUUCCAGUUCAUCAACCCGACUUCGAUCACUGCUUCAAUGAAGGCAAAGCUGCUGAAGAUACUGAAAGACACUUCUCUGCAGAAAGUGAAGAGGAAUCAGAGCUGUCUGGAACCCUGUCUGCGUCAGCUGGUCUCCUGGCUGGAGUCUGUUGUGAACCAAGAGGACAGCACAUCCAGCAAUCCCUACGCUUUGUCAAACUCCGUAACACCCCCCUUGCCCACGUUCGCCCGGGUCUCCAAUGCCUAUGGCUCCUACCAGGACUCUAACAUCCCAUUUCCACGGACCUCUGGAGCCAGGUUCUGUGGUGCAGGGUACUUGGUGUAUUUCACAAGACCGAUGACCAUGCACCGUGCGGUGUCCCCCACGGAGCCAACGCCCAGGUCCCUGUCAGCUUUGUCAGCAUACCAUAGUGGCCUCAUUACUCCAAUGAAGAUCCGUACGGAGACUCCAGGCAAUCUGCGUUUGUACAGUGGCAGUCCCACACGUAGCGAGAAGGAGCAGGUCUCCAUUAGCUCCUUCUACUACAAAGAGAGGAAAUCAAGGAGAUGGAAAAGCAAACGAGAAGGGACGGAUGCCAACAACCGACCGAUCAAAGCUGCUGGGAAAGUUAUUAUCCAGGAUAUUUCCUGCUUGCUGCCAGUGCACAAGUUGCUAGGAGAGCUCUACAUACUGAAUGUGAAUAACAUCCAGGAGACUUGCCAGAAGAAUGCUGCCUCAGCCUUGGCAGUUGGACGGAGGGAUCUCGUACAGGUUUGGUCACUAGCCAUGGUAGCCACUGAUCUCUGUCUUGGACCGAAGUCUGACCCAGAUUUGGAGAUACCCUGGGCACAACAUCCAUUUGGACGUCAAUUACUGGAAUCCUUGCUGGCUCAUUACUCACAAUUACAUGAUGUGCAGACCCUUGCUAUGCUAUGCAGCGUGUUUGAAGCCCAAUCCAGGCUACAAGGAUGCCCAAACUCCUAUGGCCCCUUUCCUCAGCGUGCCUCCAACCUGGCCUCCCACAGUCGCUACCCCAGCUUUACUUCUUCUGGCUCCUGUUCCAGCAUGUCAGAUCCCGGACUUGGCACUGGAGGCUGGAGCAUAGGUUGUGCUCAUGAGUAUUGUGCUUUGCGGUAUGCUCAUCAUCUUUUGAUGCCUGCAGCAAACAAAGACACAGAGCAGGCCUCCACUCCCUGGUGCGAGUCUUCUCCAGAUGACUUCCGCUACGGAAAUCUAAUGUAUCCUGAUCAUCGGGAGCGUGAGAAGGAUCAACAUGAGAAAAACAAAAGGCUCCUGGACCCUGCCAACACUCAGCAGUUUGAUGACUUUAAGAAGUGCUAUGGAGAAAUCCUUUAUCGCUGGGGCCUGCGGGAGAAGCGGGCUGAGGUUCUAAAGUUUGUCUCUUCUCCUCCUGAUCCCCACAAAGGCAUCGAGUUCGGUGUGUACUGCAGUCACUGCCGCAGCGAGGUGCGAGGCACCCAGUGUGCCAUCUGCAAGGGCUUCACGUUCCAGUGUGCUAUCUGUCACGUGGCGGUGCGAGGCUCCUCCAACUUCUGCCUGACAUGCGGACACGGAGGACACACCAGCCACAUGAUGGAGUGGUUCCGCACCCAGGAAGUGUGCCCCACGGGCUGUGGGUGCCACUGCCUGCUCGAGAGCACGUUCUGAACAGCAGUGAGAGCAGAAUGCCUGUGAACUGGAUCUGAUAUUUAAUUCCCAAGCCAUGUUGAAUCAGCUCUGCUCCAUGGUGUCUGGAGGAGAUGCUCCAGGGAGCUGAAGCGGGAUUUCCUGGCGGUGAACCGCAGGGACGUUUACACGUGCUUCCAGUAUUCCAACACUUCCCAGGUUGCUUUUGGACUGAUUUGACCAAACUCCCUGUGUCCAUUGCUGGCGAUGGAUGCCAGACCAGAAAAAUCACUCUCUCCUGCAGAAGGAUAUGUGAAUAUUGGCUAGUCUUUUGGGGGCUGAGGGGGUGUUAGAAAGUUCCUUUGGAAAACAUUGGCAGAGCCAAACUUGCUUCAACUACAUAGUCUUUCCGCAUGCCUCCUGACAGGGGCAGAAAGUGAGCAAAAUAGAGAGUCGUCUUUGCACAGUUAAGGUGGAAAUAAUUCACAGGCAACAGUGAGCUGUAAAGGCUAAUUACAGACUGGGUUUGAAGAGCAAAUAGUCUGUGGGACUUGCUCAGAGUUACUUACAGAAGCAACAGGGUCCUUAUUUUGCUGUUUACACUGUUCUGGUUAUCCCAUAAAGCAAAAGAAUCAAACUACAUUUUUCAGGAUUAUUUCCUAAAUAGCUUCCUACUCACUGGUCAGUAUCUGCAGCUGGUGUGAAAAGCCCAGCCGUGUGGCCAAAAUCGCUAGGAUUAGUUGUUUUCUUCCAGCAGUUUUAAUAGUGUCACUCCUGAAGUGUCUCUGUUUUGCUGUUCUGACUGGGUGAUGCAAUGCACUUUAACUUGCCUGUCCCUGCCUUGUCGGUGACACGUCCUGGUGACUGGGAAAGGCCAUCUGCCUUUCGAUCUUUGGAUCCACGCGGCGUUUCCAUGGAUGGUGACGCUGCCUCCUCCGGGCCGGGCCUGGGUCUCUCGUGUGUCAGGGAACAAGUGCGAGUGUUUCCUUGCCCAGAAAACCCAAGGGAGAGGCUCUAGUCCAUGAAACUCCUGACUGUUUUCUCCAGGCUGUUCGUAUGGGGGAUAUCAAGGAGUAAUUUGAGAUUCACAGCCUAAACUGAGCGCUGUCGGUGUGCUUGAGCGACUAGGCCAGGGAGGCAGCCGUUUCCAGGGGAGAAGGGGCUCCGCAGGGUGGUGGGACGUGCAGAGGCGAGAGGUUUGCACCUCUUCUCUCCGCGGUGCUUCGAUCUGCGAAUGUAUUUGAACGGGCCGUCUGUUUUGUGAGGCUCUGCCGGCCGGCUGCCAGGAUGCUGUCGCGCCGCUGUGCGUGCGGUUGCGUGCACACACGGGGCGGGCAGCCCGUGCCUCUGCUGAGCAGGCUUCCCUCUUGAGCUCUCAUUUUGGGCAAACGCGUGGUCAGGGACUGGCCCGCCGGAGUUACCCCUUCCCCCUGCGCUCGCCUGCCGAGCAGGGCCACGUGCUGUGCCCUCUCCAAACCCUCGUGCUAACUCAGGCUGUGGGAUCCUGCUGUCGAAUAAACAGAUGGUGUAUCUUAAACAUUAAAAUUAUUUUUUUAA
Messenger RNA from Dromaius novaehollandiae (emu), 8557 nucleotides. It is a transcript of the gene WDR59, whose product is annotated as WD repeat domain 59. Gene Ontology annotation, molecular function: signaling adaptor activity; protein binding. Gene Ontology annotation, cellular component: vacuolar membrane; Seh1-associated complex. Gene Ontology annotation, biological process: cellular response to amino acid starvation; positive regulation of TORC1 signaling. The transcript has 26 exons. NCBI's taxonomy places the organism in Eukaryota, Metazoa, Chordata, Aves, Casuariiformes, Dromaiidae. The record is from RefSeq and is a predicted model, not a curated record. Bases 4127 to 7042 code for a protein of 971 amino acids.